AUGUCAAUUGAACAUAAUCAACUGGCUCGCCUUCAGAAUUUGAGAAGUGAAUCACGUUUCGAACCUAAUGUUGUCUAUGAUAAGCUGGAAGCGAUUAAUGGUGUAAAUCAAAGAUCAUCCACAGCUACUGCUGAGUCUUCUGUACCUAUUGCAGAACAUGAACGUCCUGCUCCUUCUCAGAAAUCGCAACCACCUUCUUCUCGCAGAAGAGUGGAAACACCCUCUCCCGAUCACGUCUCCAGUACUCGUCCUCCUCCUGUGAAUCCUUCCACAACCUCACCACCCAAUCUUUCUCCCGCCCCUGAACCUACCAAUCCUUCUUCUUCGCCACCUCGUCCUCCAAGAUCAAAGUCGGGGAUUCGUGGUCAGGGGCAAAGUGCAAAGUACGUGGUUCAUGACACUAUGCUUAAUCGCAUUGUUGAUAGAGAGCACGAGCUUUGUAAUGGAACAUUUCCAGAGUUCAGAGAGUAUAUGGAUUCACGAUUAGAAAGAAGAGAUCCUACGGGAGAAGCAAUCAUUGCUUUUUUAAACCGAGCUACAGCUGCUUUGGAACGAUACGGUGAUAGAUUAAACGAGUUGCAUAAUCGUAUGCAUCAGCAAAGACCCAAUCAAUAA
Mucor mucedo is the source of this 615-nucleotide messenger RNA. RefSeq lists its product as uncharacterized. The record is from RefSeq and is a predicted model, not a curated record. Lineage: Eukaryota; Fungi; Mucoromycota; Mucoromycetes; Mucorales; Mucoraceae. The coding region runs from base 1 to 615 and encodes 204 amino acids. The transcript is spliced from 4 exons.